This is a messenger RNA of Budorcas taxicolor (takin), 871 nucleotides long. RefSeq names its product chromosome 11 C6orf141 homolog (gene C11H6orf141). The transcript is spliced from 2 exons. The record is from RefSeq and is a predicted model, not a curated record. The coding region runs from base 9 to 572 and encodes 187 amino acids. Lineage: Eukaryota; Metazoa; Chordata; Mammalia; Artiodactyla; Bovidae.
ACCACCGGAUGAAUGGCCCUCAUACUGGGAUGGGGACCCCUGGUCCCCGCGGGGCUCCAGAUCUCGCGGACUCGCCCCGCAGCGAGCAACGCUCCCGGUUGUUUGCGCGCGAGGAGGGGCGCGGGGCUCCCUCGGCCCCAGGUGCCCCGAACCCCUCGGCGGCGAAAUGGAGCCGCAGGCAGGGCGGCACCCACGAGGACCGCGGGGCGGGGGAGAACGCGGACUGUGAUUCCUGGGUCCGAGAUAAAGUGCUCUUUCUUUUGCACCCGGAGAGGUGGUUGGGGACUCAGGGGGACGCCGAGCGGGAAGAGGUGGCCGAUGAGGAGGACCUUUUCAAAGCUCAAGGACAAGACCGGGAACCCAACUGCUCUUCUCUCUUUCCACGGAAAAUUCGAAUUUCUGGCAGCCGUGUAGACGCUCCCUCUCGAGCUCCCAAACCCCUGCUCGUGCGGGUCUUGGAUUAUGAGGUGACACAAGAAGUCCUGGAGGUCGCAUGGGCGAAGGGCAGCAUGACCACGCUGACAGAGGAGCGCUCCAUGACCGCGGUCACUUUCCGCGCCAACAGGGAGUGAGACGCGUUGCGGAGCGCCAGGAUCCCUGGAGAAUCCCGCGCUUUCGGCACAAAGAGAAACACCCGUGUCCACGCAGAGAGGAUCGUGUCACGGACCUGAUAACCGGACAAGAUUUAGUGGGCUAGAGGAGCCCGAGGAAUGUUCGGGGACGGUGAAGCAGCGCUUAUCAAGAAAAUGCGCUUCCGGAAACUCCAACCUGUGAUUAACAAAACAACAAGAACCUUUUAAGAGUCUGGCCGUGCUCUCCAGGAGGGAACAGGGCACCCAAUGAAGACUGAACUCUUGUGAUAAGAUUGAUC